GCAAGAGCUUCACACUAACCAUCACCGUGUCAACGAAUCCACCCCACAUAGCCACCUACAACAAGGCGAUCAAAGUGACUGUCGACGGGCCACGCGAGCCGCGCUCCAAAACCAGGCAACAACAACAAUUCCACUUUGCAUUUGGCCAGCGACCGUUCCACUUCUCCACGGAUCCACUGUCCGGCUUCCGCAUGCCGCCCAUUGGCAAUUGUCAGAGUGCCAGCAAUACGCAUUGGGGCUAUGGAUCGGCGGCGUCUGCCUACUCGCCGUACUUGGCCAGCAGUGGACUCUCCUCCUGCACCACGCCCACAUCCGCACAGUUCAACAAUCCGGCACUGGGCUUCACCUGCUCGUCCAACGAUCAGACCAACAACCAGGACUUUAGUGGCGCCACCAAUCGCGACUGCGUGCCAAUGCUGCCCGACUCGACGGCCAGUGACUUGGACCAGCACCUCAGCAGCCUGGUCGGCUCGACCAGCGGCCAGAUGUCGCACCACAGCCUGCUGGGGGCCAGCGGACAGACGUCCAUAACGUCGACGGUGAACGGGGCGAGCGCCGGCAGCGGCGCCACCGCUGGCAGCGCAACGGGCGCCGGCGGCGGCGGCGGCGGGGCCAAUUCGAUCCUGGUGCCGCGAUACCACACCAACGCGAGCAACGAGUACAAUGUGCAUUCCAGCCAGAACGGGCCGCGCAGCCUGAGCGACAGCUCGCAGGCCGAGUCGCCGGUGCAGGAGGACUUGCUGUCCACCAACACACCCAACCUGGGCAGCGGCACGGGCGCCGGAGCGAGCAACGGCGGUGCCGCCAACGGCGCGGCGAGUGCAGCUGGCGCUGGCAGCGGUGGGGCGGCCGGAGCAUCGGCCGGCGCCGUCAAUCCGGCCAUGCUGGGCGCCAACCAGAACUUUCCGGGCAUUGUGAACCAGGCCCAGCAUGCCUCCGCCUCGGCCUAUGGCGGCGGCGUCGGCGUCGGCGUCGGUGUCGGUGUGGGCGUGGGCGGCGGGCAUGGCAGUGGCGCUGGGGCCACGGCCGCCGGCUGCAACGGCUCGCUGUAUCCGGUGCUGCCGGCCAGCCUGCUCUACUCGCAGCUGUACACGGCCGCCAAUCAGUCGGCGCACGGCUUCCACUCGCACACGCUGCCGGCGCACGCGUCGCCCAACUCGUCCGUGCACGGCGAGCUGCAGAGCGUCAUGGAUCACAUCAGCAACGUGGGCGUGCGGCAGCAGCACAACAUCAUGGCCGGCGGGGGCGUGGCGCACCCGGGCGACCUCACGCUGAUCGGCAACUGCGGCGCCUCGGUGCGCAACAUCGAGGAUGGGAACACCAACCGGCAGGUGGCCGCGCUCGCUGCCCAUCGCGGCCACCACAACCCAACCGACAACGGGGGCAGCGUCUGGAGGCCAUAUUGAGGUCAGGUUCUGUGGUGCGGCUCCGCAGUUCUUUAGUGCCACGAGCACGACGAGGGGCGAGCGGCGGAGAAGCAGCACGAGCCACUGCAAGGCAACGACAAUGGGA
This is a messenger RNA of Drosophila navojoa, 1512 nucleotides long. It is a transcript of the gene RunxA, whose product is annotated as RUNX family transcription factor Runt related A. Gene Ontology annotation, biological process: regulation of DNA-templated transcription. The record is from RefSeq and is a predicted model, not a curated record. Lineage: Eukaryota; Metazoa; Arthropoda; Insecta; Diptera; Drosophilidae. Gene Ontology annotation, cellular component: nucleus. Gene Ontology annotation, molecular function: DNA-binding transcription factor activity, RNA polymerase II-specific; RNA polymerase II cis-regulatory region sequence-specific DNA binding; ATP binding.